Tricharina praecox is the source of this 890-nucleotide messenger RNA. Its product is annotated as Sec61beta family-domain-containing protein. Bases 1 to 561 code for a protein of 186 amino acids. Lineage: Eukaryota; Fungi; Ascomycota; Pezizomycetes; Pezizales; Pyronemataceae. The transcript has 4 exons. The record is from RefSeq and is a predicted model, not a curated record. Gene Ontology annotation, cellular component: Sec61 translocon complex. Gene Ontology annotation, biological process: intracellular protein transport.
AUGCGGCUCAAGGAAGUGGUCGAUGUGGCCUUUGGCUUUGCCGAGCCACGUUUAACUUGUGGAGCAAGCAACACAACUCCUGAAGACAAGCACCUCACCCUUCCACCACCAUUACCACCGCCCUACCUCUUCCCGACACGACACUCUUUCAUCGACCAAUUCCACAAUCCCUUCCACGCUUUCUCUUCAACCCAAACAAACAAAUCAACUAUGUCUUCGUCACCCCGUGCCGCCUCCCCCGCCAACGCAGGCGUCGCCUCCGGCUCCGAGAGCCGCGCGACCGGCCGCCCCAGCUCCCCCACUCCUCCCGGAGGCCCCAAGACCGCCAUUCGUCGCCGCGCAGCGCAGGACCGCGCCCAGAAGGUGGCGAAUACUCGUCCUAGCUCGACGCGUGCGGCUGGUGCGGGCGGUUCGAGCUCAACUAUGCUGAAGCUCUACACCGAUGAGUCCCCCGGCCUCAAGGUCGACCCUGUCAUCGUUCUGGUGCUUAGUUUGGGUUUCAUCUUCAGCGUCGUGGCCCUGCACGUCAUCGCCAAGCUCACUCGCAAGUUCGCGGCAUAGGCGGUAAAAGUGCAGCGACGGAGAGAAGGGAGGGAGGGAGAGAGUCUUCUUGUUUUCUUUCUUCUAUAGCAGGAAGGCGGAUAACCUAUGUUAUAUGGGUUGGAUCGGGUUUGUACAGCCAAAGGGUUCAUUGAUUGCACUAUUUCUUGCGGGUCUUUUUUUUCUUCUUGUUCGCACGCGUCUGUUUCUCCUAGGGUAUAAUGAAUGGAAAGGCGAAGUGGGUUUGGGGUUUUACUUCAUGUGCUUUGCGGGGAACUGGUGAUGUGCUACAUGUACGCAAUGGUGAGAUAUCGGGCUUUGGUCAUGCUGUCACUGCGGGCAUGGCAAAG